This is a messenger RNA of Culex quinquefasciatus (southern house mosquito), 3603 nucleotides long. RefSeq lists its product as uncharacterized. The record is from RefSeq and is a predicted model, not a curated record. Bases 1557 to 3470 code for a protein of 637 amino acids. NCBI's taxonomy places the organism in Eukaryota, Metazoa, Arthropoda, Insecta, Diptera, Culicidae. The transcript has 4 exons.
AGUCUGUCUUGAGCCGUCCGUUGUAGCGGGUGGAUGGUGGAUUAAGCCGAGCUUAGCCGCGCUUCCGUUGUUCGUCGUCGUCAUCGUACAAGUUGUGUUCACGAGAGGUCGUGUCGUCCGCGGGUUCACACCGGGAUUGGAACGCGAAGGUCGUCGCCGUCGUCGUCGACAUCUUUCGACGGAGGAAGUGUGUCUUGUCGUUGGAAUUUAUCGAGGUUGCCGAAGAAUUCCAAAAGGGUUCUAAAAUUCUACACAACAAUACCUUCGGUCGCGCGGAGUUCAGGAAAGUGAAGAAUUGCAAAACUGAACAAAAAGGUUUUCGAGAAAAGGUUGAUCGCAACCGGUCGAUAAGUGAAUCAAGUUUGAUUUGAAGCAUGAAAUUACCAUCCGACGGUGGACGCGGCGGAUCUUGGCGGUCGGGGAAGUGCCUGGGCGUAUAGAACACCGGGAAGAAAUAUUCAAAACACAAGAACAACAAAGGUAGAGGGCGACUUGGAGCGCGCGCGAAAAUAAGUGAAGCGUGACGAAAUCGUCCAUCGACGAUGAUGUUUUGGUUGGUGCCAUUCUGGAAAAGAAUAAUAUAAAAACAGCCAGCCCCCGGGUGUGAACACCAUCGUUAGUGUACGUUAAUUCCCGUGAAGAAACAGAGCAAAUAACGUAAAGGAAAAAAAAUCGAAGGAAAAUAGAUCUACAACAGGUUGCAAAUAGAACUCGAAACGAUGGAACGAGAAGUUUGCUAAACUAGUUGUCCACAAAGGACCGUCAAGAGCAGGCGCUUUUGGCGAAAAUUUGUAUUGACCAACAUUGGUGUAAAAGCAUCCUCAACGGCAGCCGGUUCGUCGCCUUCCGAGCCCGUGUCCUCAUCGGCAGCAGCUGCUGCCACCACGACAACUGCAUCUUCAUCGUCAUCCCGGCGUCAUUUGAACCUCCCACUGCUGCCCGUGUUGCCACCGCGAUCAGCCGCCCAGAUAAGGCCAGAACCUCCCCCGCCGUACUGGGCCCACUAUCAGCAUCGAGUCGUUCCGGCGGCGGUGGUCCACCCCCCGAUUCCGUUGGCCCGAUCGUCUAGCACAAGCAGCAGUAGCAGUUCGUCCGCGGGGGUCAACGCGUCAAGCAAUGCACACCGGUUGCGUGGCCCGGCGGCAGUUUACGGAGGAGGCGUCGGCGCAGAAGGUUAUCAACGUGCAGUAACGUUGGAACGGGGCAGAGCCACGCAUCGGUACAAUAUUGCACACCAGCAGCAGCAGCACCGGCAGCGUCAGCGGAUCAAAGAGUACUUGUUGAGCCAAGAUGCAUUUUGUCCGGAUUUGGUACGUAAUUGCAAGAUUACCGCAGACCCGCAAUCCGGCCGAAACUCCCCCGAGCCUGUGCCGAGCACCAGCCAGCAGCCUCAGAAUCACCAACCACGCACUAACCGCACUCCCGACCAGGACCAGGACGUCUACGUCGAGAUCGAAGAACUGAACCAAAGUGUAGCCGCAGUCCAGCUUGCGACCCCAGAAAAGCCGCAACCGCCGACCUCAACCACCAGCUCGACCACCGUCGUCUGCGGUGAUAUGGGUCAAAACCUGAGCAUCCGAAGGCCGAAGAUAUCACUCACGUGGGUCCUCCGUGAACAGCAGCAGCAACAGCAACAACAGUCUCAACAGCAGCAGCAGCAGCAACUUCAUCAAAACCAGUCUGCCAACGACCGGCGGCCACCACAAAUCAACGGGAAUUAUCUGCAACCGAGUUCCCAAUCACGGCGCGCAUCUCCGGUAAAGGCAACAGCCGUUGCACCUGCACCAUCACCACCUGCACCGUCGUCCGGCUCAUCCAACGGCGCAGCAGUCCCAGCCCGGAAGAAAUCCCGCACACGCAGCAAGGAGCGACUGUUCAGCGAAAAGUACGUCAGCGAUAACAAUCUGACCGAGUACGGCUACAAUGAGAAGCUCAAGGCAGUUCACGGUGGCCCGAACGGAGGAGCCUCGGCACCGGCCUCGACCGAGCAUCACGGUAGCAACGGCCACCACCAUCAUAAUGGUGUUUAUCGUAAAAGCAAUCGCAGCUAUCGAAAGAACAGCGAUCGCCUCAAGAAAAAGGAAGGCACCCUGGUAUAUCCAAGUCUCGUCCAAAGCGAAACCGUCGACAUUCUGCUCAACAACAACAACAGUAUUAUCAUCAACCUGAAUCAGGAAGAACAGCAGCAGCUGCUCAAGGAAAAGUCCCUCAAAAACACCUACUCAGAACCAUCCCUCUACACGACCGUGUCGGAACCGUCCUCGUCAAAGAACCGCCACCGGCAUCGACGCCGCCGCGAACGGUACCACCGGUCCGCCUCCCAGCGAUUCGGGUACGAAAUCCAGAACGUCGACGAAUUCCUCUCCAAGUGUUCCCUGUCCUCGCCCGGAAACAUUCCGGUGGUGCUGGCGGCGGCCGCUACCCUCUACCAAACCCGGCCCGGUAGCUACCAGAUCGAGAUCCCGCUGCCGCUGGGGAUGGUCGUCAACGCCGUGUUCAAGAACCAAAACUGGCUGUACGUACAAACGCCCCACGCCGAGGAAGGCUACGUCGCGUACAAGACGUGCCUGCCGCUGGGCAUUCUGCCACCAAACCAAAGAUCAAGCUCAACCUCCAAGCCAACGCCGUGCUGGGAGUCAAACAAGGACGUGUUCCCACGACCCAGUGGUAACCUCACCGACAGCGAGAAGGAAAUCCAACAGCUACGCGGCGGCAGCAACACUGUUGCCGGAGCCGGUACCCGUUAUGAGGGACGUCGCACUCCCCGCCUUAAACGCAACGGAACCAACAGCCGCAGCGUGGCCUCGGUAGCUUGCAGCAGCGAGAAAAACCUGGACUCGCUGUACCUCCGCGUAGCGAACCAACCCAAAUCCGCCGAUUCCCAGUCCCAAUUUGCUCAACUCAAGCUCACGCCCAAGGUGCUCAACGGCAAGUCCGCGGCCGCAGCUGCCACGGCCAAACUGGACAAGGUGCUCAACAUGGACCAGUUGGACAAACUGCCCUCCAACGGGGACUACAUUCAGCUGCACAAGCCGAUGCAACACAACCCGCAACACCAGCAGCAGAAUCCGUUCCACCAUCAUCACCACCACAAGAUUCUGGUGAAGAGCGGAAGCGGCGGAAGUGGCCACUCGGCCAGCAGUGUCCUCAACGGGGGACACUACCAUAAGACUGUCAACAACGUUAGCUAUAGUAACUCCACCGCCGCCGCCGCCAAGACGACCACGAACGGAAGUGCAAACCUGCGAACCUCGGCCACGACGGCCGUCCGGCAGACUCUGCUGGCCAUCACCGACAGCUACAGUUCGGAGGCGGUCAGCGUGCAAAAGGGCGACGUGGUCACACUGCUCGCCUGCAAAGAGUACCAGGAAAAGGGACUGAAAAACUACAAACAGUGGUUUUUUGUGCGCACCCGAGACGGUCACGAAGGUUACAUUCCGGCGGAGGCGGCCGGGCAUGGGUUUUUGUAACCCGUUAAUCGUAACGAUAUGUAAAUAGUUAGUUGAUGUUCUCGUGCAAAAAAAAGCUAGACGCGUUAUUUGUUCAUAACCAAAUGAUAUUUAAACUAUCGUGUGUAGAAUAAAAAGUUUAAAACAUUUAAAA